Molecule: messenger RNA, 1314 nt
Organism: Penicillium oxalicum
Lineage: Eukaryota; Fungi; Ascomycota; Eurotiomycetes; Eurotiales; Aspergillaceae
Product: WD repeat RBAP46/RBAP48/MSI1 family protein
Exons: 6
Coding region: 1-1314 (437 amino acids)
Biological process (GO): regulation of gene expression
Cellular component (GO): Rpd3L-Expanded complex; cytoplasm; Rpd3L complex
Molecular function (GO): histone binding
Source: RefSeq, a predicted model, not a curated record
AUGGAAUCCUACGAAGAGGACCACACUGCAGCAGAUGAACAAGAAAGGGAACAAGAGCAUACGCAAGAGAAGAUCAUCAAUGAAGAGUACAAGACAUGGAAGAAGAAUGCGCCCUUCCUCUAUGACAUGAUCCUCAGUACGGCACUCGAGUGGCCAACUCUGACCACUCAGUGGUUACCGGACGUCCAAGCAGUUCCCGACAAGCCAUACUCCACUCAUCGACUUAUCAUCGGUACUCACACUGCUGGUGACGCCCAAAACUAUCUACAGAUUGCACACGUCCAGCUCCCAAACGCCAACGCCCCCAAUCCGGAAGACUACGACGAGGACAAAGGUGAAAUCGGUGGCUACGGAAAUGGCUCAAAGAAAACCCCCAUGGAGAUCAAGUUCAACAUUGUUCAAAAGAUCGAUCACCAAGGCGAGGUCAAUAAGGCUCGCUAUCAACCACAGAAUCCCAACAUCAUUGCGACCAUGUGCACGGAUGGUCGCGUAAUGAUCUGGGAUCGCUCAAAGCACCCCAGCAUGCCGACGGGGACAGUAAACCCCCAGAUGGAGCUCCUCGGUCACGAGGCCGAAGGUUUUGGUCUGAGCUGGAACCCUCACCAGGCAGGACAUCUCGCAACUGGUAGCGAAGACAAGACCGUCAGACUUUGGGAUAUCACCACCUACACGAAAGGUAACAAGGCUGUGAAACCAUCCCGAACUUACACUCACCAUUCAUCGAUCGUGAAUGACGUCCAACAUCACCCACUUCACUCGUCGCUGAUCGGUACUGUCUCCGACGACAUUACUCUUCAGAUUAUCGAUGUGCGAAAUGCCGAUAGCACUCGCGCCGUCGCUUCCGUCGGAGGUGAGCAUCGGGAUGCUAUCAACUCGAUUGCCUUCAAUCCCGCCUCAGAAACCAUUCUCGCGACCGGUUCUGCCGAUAAGACCGUCGGGAUCUGGGAUCUCAGAAACCUCAAGGCCAAGCUGCAUUCCCUCGAAGGUCACACGGACUCGGUCCAGUCCAUCGCAUGGCAUCCGUUCGAGGAGUCAGUGCUUGCUAGCUCUAGUUAUGACCGGAAGAUCAUGUUUUGGGAUCUCAGUCGAGCCGGCGAAGAGCAGACUCCUGAGGACGCCCAGGAUGGUCCCCCAGAACUUCUCUUUAUGCACGGUGGACACACAAAUCGCAUCUCAGAUUUCAGCUGGAAUCUCAACAAUCCUUGGGUCCUAUGCUCAGCAGCUGAGGACAACUUGCUCCAAGUGUGGAAGGUCGCGGAUGCUAUUGUGGGCAAGGAUCUAGAUGAUGUGCCCAUGGAGGAGCUGGAGGCCUGA